Molecule: messenger RNA, 576 nt
Organism: Dermacentor andersoni
Lineage: Eukaryota; Metazoa; Arthropoda; Arachnida; Ixodida; Ixodidae
Source: RefSeq, a predicted model, not a curated record
GAUCAAAACUUAUUGAUAUGCUGAAUACCACGCAAUAUAUAUGGGUAUAUUCAUCCAACUAUAGACCAGUCUACACGGAGUACAAUGCGCAGUGCGCCAAAUAUAAGAAAUAUGAACUGAACAGAACAAAUUUAGCCCAGGGUCCUGAUUAUGACUACGAUUUCUUUUACGAGCGUGUGUCUGGAGGUAAAACGUAUGAAACUCGUUUUUCUUCACGGCUGUGGAUGAAUAACGAAACUGGCGAGGAAUACAUACAAGUAGACACAGACGAUGAUAUUGGAAGGGUCAGUAAGAAACUGGUGUACUGGAGUUACAAAUACAAAUGCGGAAUUUUUACCUUUAAGCCGGACACUAAAGUCAUGUGCGAGCUGCAUGUGUGGGAGGACCGUUUGAAGGAAUCGUAUGAAAAAUACGGAACUUAUAGUGGCUGCCAAGAGAAAUUUUCGGAAUACUGCACAACCCACGAGCGGUACCAGCUAUUUCACCGUGACUGCAAUGAUAUUCUUUUUCCUAAACAGUGGCGAUGGAAAGCGUAACUUCCUAUAUUGCAAUUAAACAAACGAAAUAAAGGAUCAA